Messenger RNA from Diachasma alloeum, 2612 nucleotides. RefSeq names its product modular serine protease. Lineage: Eukaryota; Metazoa; Arthropoda; Insecta; Hymenoptera; Braconidae. Gene Ontology annotation, cellular component: plasma membrane. The record is from RefSeq and is a predicted model, not a curated record. Gene Ontology annotation, biological process: proteolysis. Gene Ontology annotation, molecular function: protein binding; serine-type endopeptidase activity. Bases 403 to 2424 code for a protein of 673 amino acids. The transcript is spliced from 8 exons.
CCCAACAAUCGCAGAUGUUCCCCUCCCAUACCAUAUUCCUCGUUUUACGAAACAACAAAUCUUCGAUCAUUGUCAUUACAUGAAUGACUGUAUAAUAGCUCUCAUUGUCGCGCGUUAUUAUCCCGUGCCAUUCCGCUUACUUUGCGCCCAUUAGGAAAAAUAACUAAAAUAGAAAUCUCGCUGUCAUUAUAAGAAUUAUCAAUGAAGAAUCCGCCGUUCUCUGAAUUUAUCGCUGCAAUUGGGUAAAGCCCAGCGAAACGGAGGUGCUAUACGUCACAGAUCAAAGAUGACUGUACUCUGCAGAUAUCUAGGCGCCUGUUUACGACUCGCAAUCAGUACUGACGGUGUUACCGCGCUGAGAGGAGCUCCUCAGCCUCCUCGUGGCAAAUUCAACAUCUGAAUAUGUUCGGAUCGCUCAAUAAAAGUGUUUACAUCUUCAUAAUUCUUGGAAUUGUUUUGAGGUCGAGUGAAGCUGAUACGCCUGUCAGAGGUUCAUCGAACUCGUGUAGAUUGGAUCAAUUUCAAUGUGCAAACGGCGAAUGCAUAACCAGUCACUUUCUCUGCGAUGGAAAAGCAGAAUGCACAGACGGCAGUGAUGAGACUGCCUUGCAAUGCUUGAGGCCUGAAAUUACGUGCCCUGAGUAUGCGUUUCGAUGCAGCUACGGUGCCUGCGUCGAUGGUGACGCUAAAUGCAAUAAGAAAGACGAUUGCGUCGACAGGAGUGAUGAGACAUUGCCGGAAUGUACAGGUGCUAGUUUGACUACAACAACUAGUCGUCCUGAGUGCUCUGCCAAUCAGUUCCGUUGUGGAACCGGCCAGUGUAUCGUCGGAACUUCUGUCUGUGAUGGGUCUCCAGACUGCGCUGAUAGGUCUGAUGAGACUUUCACUACAUGUGGAUCGAAUCAAUGCCUGCCAGAGACCUUCAAAUGUGCCUACGGAGCUUGCAUAGAUGGAGAUAAAAAAUGUGACGGCGUGAGGAACUGUGCGGAUGGUUCAGACGAGGGAGAGGCCGCAUGUAGAGGCGUGCAACCCCCCGGACCGCCAGGGAGAGAAACAACCACGUGGAGACCAUACCCACCGACUCCAAAACCCUGGACCCCGAGCCCUCAGGCUGUCUGUCCACCGCCCCCAGGGGUUCAGAAUGGCUACUGGAAGUUGCACUCGUCCCAGUGCCCGAACAAGAAUGACCACUGCGAACCUAGAGCGGGGAUGGACAUGUUCCCAGGAACACAAUUGACAUAUUUUUGUAAUAAUGGGUAUCAGUUAACGGACGGGGCGGAUGUCUACUGCACCAGUGGGGGAAGAUGGUCGGAUAUUCCCCGAUGCGAAGAAAUUCGAUGCAGAGUCCUUGACACACCAUCGACGAAAGCAGAUUGCAGUCUUAAUGGUCAAUGGAGAUCUUGUGCGAUACCAGUGCUGCCAGGAACUCAAGCAGAUUUAUCUUGUCGCAGCGCUUAUCGUCGGGAGGAGUCAAUCUUUCAACGAAAUCAUGUCACGUGUAAUUCACAAGGGCUGUGGGAACCAGAGCCAAUACAGUGCAUUCCAGUGUGUGGACUUAAACCAUCAAAGUUCGUGAAACCCCUGAUAGUGGAUGGAUGGAUGCCGAAUAUAACCGACUUUCCCUGGCACGCGACGCUGUACGAGACAAAUUCUGAGAACUCUGUAAAAAAAUUCAUCUGUGGAGCCACAGUAAUCACAGAGAAUUUAUUAAUAACCGCUGCUCAUUGUAUAUUCGAUGAAGGGACUAAAAAGUCGAAGAAACCCGAAAAGUUUUUAAUUUCUGUUGGAAAUAUCUACAGGGACUAUGACUACACGGACUAUCCCCCACAACUAGAAGUCAGAAAAGCAAAAGUAACAAACAUCUACAUGAACUGUGAUUAUCAAGGAUACAAGGGUAACCACAACCAAGACAUUGCGAUUCUUCGAGUAGAGCCUUCCCUCGAUUUCAAAUCUUACUUGGUGCCAAUAUGUCUCGAUACGACAGCAAGAACUCUCGCCAUUGAUAUAGGUACACUUGGACAAGUAGCCGGAUUUGGUAGAACAGCAACAGGAUCCUCCAGCUCGAUAAUUCGGGCACUAUCAGUGCCAGUGGUGCCUAAGAACAAAUGCAUUGAACAGGCUAACGAGGUGAAUGGCGGAAAUUUCAUUACUCCGGAUAAAUUCUGCGCUGGAUAUACAAACGGAUCAUCUGUAUGUAACGGAGACAGUGGAGGUGGAUUGACAUUCGAAACAAACAGAUUGUCGUACCUUCGUGGUAUUGUGAGUAGUGGAAUUGGGGUAAAUGAUACUGAAGCUGAGCCAAUCUGUGAUAAUAAUCGAUACGCCAUAUACACAGAAGUUGCAUUCCACAUAUCAUGGAUACAGGACAUAAUGUUCAAGGUAACACGUGGACAACCGAUUCCAGAGUGUUUAACACCCAAGUAGAAUGUGAAGAAGCAAUUUCUCCAAAUUCUGCAACGACUGAUUUGUGAUACCACGAAAUUUCUUCCAAAAACUCCCCAUUAUAUUUUCACAUCGUUGAUCAUCAGGCAGAGUUAAAUACAUAAAAACAUGAAUCGAUACUCACUGAGUUAAGUUAAACGUCGAUUAAUAAAAAAAUUUAUCUUAAAUAA